CGCCGCAGUGGGGAUCGAAGCCUGACUGCCUGGCCCGGGACGGCGCUCGCACCCAGGCAGGGCCCAGAGCAGUCCUCCCUCAGCAUGGGGCUGGAGGCCCAGAGGCUGCCAGGGCCUGAGGAGGCCCCAGUGCGGGUUGCCCUGCGAGUUCGACCACUGCUGCCCAAGGAACUGCUGCACGGGCAUCAGAGCUGCCUGCAGGUGGAGCCAGGGCUUGGCCGCAUCACCCUGGGCCGUGACCGACACUUUGGCUUCCACGUGGUGCUGGCCGAGGAUGCCGGGCAGGAGACCGUGUACCAGGCCUGCGUUCAGCCCCUCCUUGAGGCCUUCUUCGAGGGCUUCAAUGCCACCGUCUUUGCCUAUGGUCAGACGGGCUCAGGGAAGACGUACACCAUGGGGGAGGCCAGUGUGGCCUCCCUCCUCGAGGAUGAGCAGGGCAUUGUCCCGAGGGCCAUGGCCGAGGCCUUCAAGCUCAUCGAUGAGAAUGACCUGCUUGACUGUCUGGUGCAUGUGUCCUAUCUGGAAGUGUACAAGGAGGAGUUCCGGGACCUGCUCGAGGUGGGCACUGCCAGCCGUGACAUCCAGCUCCGGGAAGAUGAGCAUGGGAAUGUUGUGCUGUGCGGGGUGAAGGAGGUGGACGUGGAGGGCCUGGACGAGGUUCUGAGCCUCCUGGAGAUGGGCAACGCGGCGCGGCACACGGGAGCCACGCACCUCAACCGCCUGUCUAGCCGCUCACACACAGUCUUCACUGUGACCCUGGAGCAGCGGGGGCGCGCCCCCAGCCGCCUGCCCCGCCCCGCCCAGGGCCAGCUGCUCGUCUCCAAGUUCCACUUCGUGGACCUGGCGGGCUCAGAGAGGGUGCUCAAGACGGGCAGCACCGGCGAGCGGCUCAAGGAGAGCAUCCAGAUCAACAGCAGCCUCCUGGCGCUGGGCAACGUCAUCAGCGCCCUGGGGGACCCUCAGCGCCGGGGCAGCCACAUCCCCUACCGGGACUCCAAGAUCACCCGAAUCCUCAAAGACUCUCUGGGUGGGAAUGCCAAGACGGUGAUGAUCGCUUGCGUCAGCCCUUCCUCCUCCGACUUCGACGAGACCCUCAACACCCUCAACUACGCCAGCCGCGCCCAGAACAUCCGCAACCGCGCCACGGUCAACUGGCGGCCCGAGGCCGAGCGCGCCUCCGUCGAGGGCCAGGCGGCACAGGGGGCCGGCGGGCGAAAGGAGGAUGAGGGGGCGCAGCAGCUGCUGACCCUGCAGAACCAGGUGGCGCGGCUGGAGGAGGAGAACCGAGACUUUCUGGCUGCGCUGGAGGACGCCAUGGAGCAGUACAAACUGCAGAGCGACCGGCUGCGUGAGCAGCAAGAGGAGAUGGUGGAACUGCGGCUGCGGUUAGAGCUAGUGCGGCCUGGCUGGGGGUGCCCGGGGCUCCUGAAUGGCCUGCCUCCCAGGUCCUUUGUGCCUCGACCUCAUACAGCCCCCCUGGGGGGUGCCCACGACCAUGUGCUGGGCAUGGUGCCCCCUGCGUGCUUCCCUGGAGAUGAAGUUGGCUCUGAGCAGAGGGGAGAGCAGGUGACAAAUGGCAGGGAGGCUGGAGUUGAGUUGCUGACUGAGGUGAACAGGCUGGGAAGUGGCUCUUCAGCUGCUUCAGAGGAGGAAGAGGAGGAGGAGGAGCUGCCCAGGCGGACCUUACACCUACGCAGAAAUGGGAUCAGCAACUGCAGCCAGAGGGCGGGGGCCCGCCCAGGGAGUCUGCCAGAGAGGAAGGGCCCAGAGCUUUGCCUUGAAGAGUUGGAUGCAGCCAUCCCAGGGUCCAGAGCAGUUGGUGGGAGCAAGGCCCGGGUUCAGGCCCGCCAGGUCCCCUCUGCCACGGCCUCAGAGUGGCGGCUGGCCCAGGCCCAGCAGAAGAUCCGGGAGCUGGCUAUCAACAUCCGCAUGAAGGAGGAGCUCAUUGGCGAGCUGGUCCGCACAGGAAAGGCAGCUCAGGCCCUGAACCGCCAGCACAGCCAGCGUAUCCGGGAGCUGGAGCAGGAGGCAGAGCGGGUGCGGGCUGAGCUGAGCGAAGGCCAGAGGCAGCUGCGGGAGCUCGAGGGCAAGGAGCCCCAGGAUGCUGGCGAGCGGUCUCGGCUCCAGGAGUUCCGCAGGAGGGUCGCUGCGGCCCAGAGCCAGGUGCAGGUGCUGAAGGAGAAGAAGCAGGCUACGGAGCGGCUGGUGUCACUGUCGGCCCAGAGUGAGAAGCGACUGCAGGAGCUCGAGCGGAACGUGCAGCUCAUGCGGCAGCAGCAGGGACAACUGCAGAGGCGACUUCGCGAGGAGACGGAGCAGAAGCGGCGCCUGGAGGCAGAGAUGAGCAAGCGGCAGCACCGCGUCAAGGAGCUGGAGCUGAAGCAUGAGCAGCAGCAGAAGAUCCUGAAGAUUAAGACGGAAGAGAUCGCGGCGUUUCAGAGGAAGAGGCGCAGUGGCAGCAACGGCUCUGUGGUCAGCCUGGAGCAGCAGCAGAAGAUUGAGGAGCAGAAGAAAUGGCUGGACCAGGAGAUGGAGAAGGUGCUACAGCAGCGGCGGGCACUGGAGGAGCUUGGGGAGGAGCUCCACAAGCGGGAGGCCAUCCUGGCCAAGAAGGAGGCCCUGAUGCAGGAGAAGACAGGGCUGGAAAGCAAGCGCCUGAGGUCCAGCCAGGCCCUCAAUGAGGAUAUCGUGCGAGUGUCCAGCCGGCUGGAGCACCUGGAGAAGGAACUGUCCGAGAAGAGCGGGCAGCUGCGGCAGGGCAGCGCACAGAGCCAGCAGCAGAUCCGCAGGGAGAUCGACAGCCUGCGCCAGGAGAAGGACUCGCUGCUCAAGCAGCGCCUGGAGAUCGACAGCAAGCUGAGGCAGGGGAGCCUGCUGUCCCCCGAGGAGGAGCGGACGCUGUUCCAGUUGGAUGAGGCCAUCGAGGCCCUGGAUGCCGCCAUUGAGUAUAAGAAUGAGGCCAUCACAUGCCGCCAGCGGGUGCUUCGGGCCUCAGCCUCGUUGCUGUCCCAGUGCGAGAUGAACCUCAUGGCCAAGCUCAGCUACCUCUCAUCCUCAGAGACCAGAGCCCUCCUCUGCAAGUAUUUUGACAAGGUGGUGACGCUCCGAGAGGAGCAGCACCAGCAGCAGAUUGCCUUCUCGGAACUGGAGAUGCAGCUGGAGGAGCAGCAGAGGCUGGUGUACUGGCUGGAGGUGGCCCUGGAGCGGCAGCGCCUGGAGAUGGACCGCCAGCUGACCCUGCAGCAGAAGGAGCACGAGCAGAACAUGCAGCUGCUCCUGCAGCAGAGUCGAGACCACCUCAGUGAAGGGUUAGCAGACAGCAGGAGGCAGUAUGAGGCCCGGAUUCAAGCUCUGGAGAAGGAUCUGGGCCGCUACAUGUGGAUAAACCAGGAACUGAAACAGAAACUCGGCGGUGUGAACACUGUAGGCCACAGCAGGGGUGGGGAGAAGAGGAGCCUGUGCUCGGAGGGCAGACAGGCUCCUGGAAAUGAAGAUGAGCUCCACCCGGCACCCGAGCUUCUCUGGCUGUACCCCCUCACUGAGGGGGCCCCCCGCACCCGGGAGGAGACACGGGACUUGGUCCACGCUCCCUUACCCUUGACCUGGAAACGCUCGAGCCUGUGUGGCGAGGAGCAGGGAUCCCCCGAGGAACUGAGGCAGCGGGAGGCGGCCGAGCCCCUGGUGGGGCGGGUGCUUCCUGUGGGUGAGGCAGGCCUGCCCUGGAACUUUGGGCCUUUGUCCAAGCCCCGGCGGGAACUGCGACGAGCCAGCCCGGGGAUAAUUGAUGUCCGGAAAAACCCCCUGUAAGCCCUCGGGGCAGACCCUGCCUUGGAGGGAGACCUGAUCCUGCUGAAAGGGGCAGCUGCCUGUUUUGCUUCUGUGAAGGACAGUCCUUACUGCACACCCUAAAUCCAGGCCCUCAUCUCUACACUCGUUGGGAUCAACAAAUUUGGGUCAUGGCCCAAAAGAACUGGACCCUCAUUAUAAAAAAUAUGCAAAUUCCCACCACUUACUUCCUUAAAGCUGUGGUACCCAAUUGCCACCUGCCUUGUGUCUUGCUCGAGUCUCAGGACAAUUCUGGUUUCAGGCGUAAAUGGAUGUGCUUGUAAUUCUGUGGUUUGGCCAAGAAUCAUCAUGAAAGGGUCGGUGGCAACCAGGUUGUGCUUUAAAUGGUCUUAUGUAUAUAGGGGAAACUGGGAGACGUAGUACAUUUUUAGGAUCUUAAAAAAACAUUUAAUAAAAUCUCUGAAGGGAGAAAUGG
Messenger RNA from Mandrillus leucophaeus (drill), 4261 nucleotides. RefSeq names its product kinesin family member 7 (gene KIF7). The coding region runs from base 85 to 3807 and encodes 1240 amino acids. Gene Ontology annotation, molecular function: microtubule motor activity; microtubule binding; ATP binding. The record is from RefSeq and is a predicted model, not a curated record. Gene Ontology annotation, biological process: mitotic spindle organization; microtubule-based movement. Lineage: Eukaryota; Metazoa; Chordata; Mammalia; Primates; Cercopithecidae. The transcript is spliced from 20 exons.